Chelonoidis abingdonii (Abingdon island giant tortoise) is the source of this 1903-nucleotide messenger RNA. It is a transcript of the gene INSM2, whose product is annotated as INSM transcriptional repressor 2. Gene Ontology annotation, cellular component: transcription repressor complex; nucleus. NCBI's taxonomy places the organism in Eukaryota, Metazoa, Chordata, Testudines, Testudinidae. The record is from RefSeq and is a predicted model, not a curated record. Gene Ontology annotation, biological process: negative regulation of transcription by RNA polymerase II; regulation of cell cycle process; neuron differentiation. Gene Ontology annotation, molecular function: DNA-binding transcription repressor activity, RNA polymerase II-specific; RNA polymerase II cis-regulatory region sequence-specific DNA binding.
AUGAAGGUGACACGUCGCCCGUUGCUCGGUCUGCGGAUCAAGGCGGAAGGUGGUUUGAGGCAGGGGCCGGGUCCCCCGCGUGUCGGGCGCACGCUGAAGAUCAAGGAAGGGCCGGUGGAGCCGCCCCGGGCGCGGGGAGCGGGCGGGCCGGGCCCGCGGCCGCUGGGCGAGUUCAUCUGCCAGCUGUGCAAGGAGGAGUACGCCGACCCCUUCGCCCUGGCGCAGCACAAGUGCUCGCGCAUCGUGCGCGUGGAGUACCGCUGCCCCGAGUGCGACAAGGUCUUCAGCUGCCCGGCCAACCUGGCCUCGCACCGCCGCUGGCACAGGCCCCGCCCCGCCGCCGGCGCCGCCGGCCCGGGCGCCAAGAAGCCCUCGGGCGCCCCGUGCCCUUCUGAGGGGAAGGAGAACAGCAGCGAGCCGCGCCCCGCAGCCCCCGAGGGGCCGCGCCUGCCGCCGCCGGAGCAGGAUCAGCACCCCAGCGCCGCGGACAGCUCCUGCUGCCGAGACCUGAAGCCCGCCGGCCAGAGCGCCCUGUGCGGGGCGGGCGGCGAGGGGCUGAAGGAGGCGGCCCCUCCGGGCCCGAUCCCUGGCGUCAACGAGGUCUUCGUCUGCCCCUACUGCCACAAGAAGUUCCGCCGCCAGGCUUACCUGCGCAAGCACCUCAGCACCCACGAGGCGCCCCGGCCGACCGUCUACAGCCCCCUGGAGCGGGGCCAGAUCACCUUCCCCUGCCACCUGUGCGGGGCUCACUUCCCCUCGGCGGACAUCAGGGACAAGCACCGGCUGUGGCACGCCGUGCGGGAGGAGCUGCUGCUGCCCAUGGUGCAGCCCGAGAGCAGUGCCGCGGAAGGGGAGCAGCAGAUCUUCUCCUGCAAGCACUGCCCUGCUACCUUCUUCAGCUCGCCGGGGCUCACCAGGCACAUCAACAAGUGCCACCCCACGGAGAACAGGCAGGUCCUUCUGCUCCAGAUGGCGGUCAGACCAGGCUGCUAAUGAGUAAGAGGGCAUGGGAAGGCACGGGUGCUAGCAGGGGAAUCUCGUUCAUAGGGACUGAACUGGCACCUCCCAGAGUCCCUCUAAAGUGGUGUUUGAAAUGUCUAGUGCUCCCGGGGGGAGGGGUGUAUUUGGUUGUAGUCUGCAGUGUUAAUGACUCUCCUAUAGUUUAAAUAGUUGAUCUGAUAGGAUUCUUCAAAACCACCAGUGAGCUAAACGAAUCCUAUCCAAGCUGUAAUUCCUAUGGAAAGUCGCAGUGUGUGCAUACAUGUCUACAAAGGAAAAAUCAGGAAGGGGCAGGGGAGAGGCUGCCAAGUGGCAGCAAUGAAAAGUCCCGUUGCCAUCAUGCCAAAAGUUUAAGAAGUCAACCACAAGUUGACUAGGAAUUAUUCUUGCUGCCUUAAUGGACUUAGACUGCAAUGUAUAUUCUGUGAAUCCCAGAAGUGAGAGAGAACUAGUGACAAGCGUCACAUUUUCAGUAAAGUGGGGAGUUGGAUCUAGGCGUGGCCCCCUUACCACUGAAAGUUAGUAACAGUAUUUUGAAGAGCUCUUAUAUAAUACUUGAAAAGACGAAAAUUAUCCAAACAUAAAAACCUCCGGCUAGCUGUGGGCUUUGGGGAGUGCUAGGGAAGCGCUACUGAGGAAGUGAAAGUCAAUAGUCUUCUGUAGCCUCUCCCCCAGGACGGAAGUACAGCCACAUAUCCUAUUUAAAAAGAAGAGUAUUAUUUUUCAUGAAAAAGGAGACUGGCUUAGUUAAACUGUUUUAAUAAAAGCCCCAGCUCCACAACUUUAAUAAUUUAUUGUGUUUUCUUCACUGUAUCCUGUAUUAAAGUCCAUAAAGUUAAGUGUUCAUAUUAAGUCAGUGUCAAGUCCUAUAUAACUAGCAAUACUUAUGGAGAAUUAACUGUAC